UCACGCAUGAUAUACACAUUCAUUAGAUCACGAAUUGUAUGCAAAAAGCUUUGCAAAACAUAAGUUGCCAAAAAAUGUGGCAAAAACUAUUUCUGGCUGCCUUCCUUGGUCUGGUGGGGUGGACUCUGGGCACUCAAGAGGUUCAACAAGACUCCAAGAUCCUCGCCUGUUACUAUGGCAGUUGGUCCGUCUAUCGUCCCAGUAAUGGCCAAUUUAACGUGGAAGACAUCGACCCGAACAUCUGCACUCACCUAAUUUAUGGAACCGUGGGGUUAACUUUGGACGGUGUCAUGCAAGUUUUGGACCCAUGGAACGAUUUGGAGGAGAAUGAUGGACGAGGCGCCAUGCGACGAUUCACCAAUUUGAAACAGGCCAAUCCUAACCUAAAAACACUGCUCGGAUUUGGUGGGUGGAACGAUUGCGAACCGAUUGGAGAUGGUUGUGCAAAAUAUUCAAAUAUGGCUUCCACCCUCGCUAAUCGUACACGAUUCAUCAACAGUGUCGUAACAUUUUUGGAAAGUUACAAUUUCGACGGAUUCGAGCUUGAUUGGCAGUAUCCAACAUUGAGAGGUGGUCGACCAGAAGAUAGGGCUAAUUUUGCCCUGCUUUGUGCCGAGAUGAGGACAGAAUUUGACUCGCGAGGCUGGCUUCUCACGGCAGCCGUAUCUGCAAUGGAGCCCAUUAUCAACGCCGCUUACGAUAUCCCAUCAAUUUCACAGUCACUUCACUACUUAUCUCUCACGGCUUACGACAUGUCCGAGAUUUUGCAAAACUACACACACCACCACGCACCGCAUGGACCAAUUCCGGAGGACAGUUCGUAUCCUGAUCGCUACUUCCUUAACGUGCAACAUGCCGUAAACCUUUGGCUUAAUGGGGGCUGUCCCGCGUUUAAAUUAGCUCUCGGAAUGUGGACUUACGGGUAUGGUUUUAUAUUGGCGAAUGAGGCUGAAAGUGGAUUUUACGCCCCGACCAGCAGUCUCAUUGAUUCUCCACCUUACACGAGAGAACCUGGGAUUUGGGGAUACAAUGAGAUCAUUGAGAAACAAGCUACCGAAGCAGGUUGGCGUAUUGUGCGGAAUCCUUUGGUUAUCGGACCUUACGCCGUCCAGGGAAGGAGAUGGAUUGGUUAUGAUGACCCCGAAAGUGUGGGCCAACGGGUUGAGUACAUUCUCGAGAAGGGUUUAGCCGGAGGAAUGUUCAGGGCCAUUGAGACAGACGACUUUAGAGGACUUCACAGCUCGGAGACGUUUCCACUGCUUAAAGCAGCGAAACGAGGCCUGGCUAUGUAGCCUAUGACAGAGACGUUAACUUCAAAUCUGCAAAGCACUGGUCUUAUCUAAGAAAAUAUUUAUGCAUAAAUACCUAUGCAAAUUUAGAAUAUAGUUAUUUAGUUAUUUUUGCUUCAAAAAGUUUUCAGGCUAUCUUCAAGUCAAUUUGUACGUUAAGUGUAUAUGCCAAAAGUAAGAUCUUGAGAUUAUCUUGCAAUAAAUUAUGUAUAUAUUUUCGUGCAA
This is a messenger RNA of Folsomia candida, 1514 nucleotides long. Its product is annotated as acidic mammalian chitinase. Gene Ontology annotation, cellular component: extracellular region. NCBI's taxonomy places the organism in Eukaryota, Metazoa, Arthropoda, Collembola, Entomobryomorpha, Isotomidae. Gene Ontology annotation, molecular function: chitinase activity; chitin binding. Gene Ontology annotation, biological process: chitin catabolic process; carbohydrate metabolic process. The record is from RefSeq and is a predicted model, not a curated record. The transcript is spliced from 11 exons. Bases 39 to 1292 code for a protein of 417 amino acids.